Molecule: messenger RNA, 1425 nt
Organism: Silurus meridionalis
Lineage: Eukaryota; Metazoa; Chordata; Actinopteri; Siluriformes; Siluridae
Product: urokinase plasminogen activator surface receptor-like
Exons: 5
Coding region: 10-666 (218 amino acids)
Source: RefSeq, a predicted model, not a curated record
UUCAUCUUUAUGACAUCAUCCUUCUAUCCUGCAACGAUGAAGACCCAGCUCACACUGCUGCUCGUCUGCACAAUUUUCUCAGGAGCAUGGUCACUGGAAUGCUACCCGUAUACCUACGAUUACGAUUAUACAGGAACAUUCACUAAUUGUAGCAGUACAUGCUCCAGCACAACCACCACUGUGGACAUCUAUCUCGUUAGUGGUGUAUCUGGUCUAUCAUUCACUACUGUGGAUUACGAUUUUUCUUGCGGAUCCCCAGAGAAGUGUGUAAACACCAGUAUAAACAUUGGUGUGGUAAGAAUCACCAACAAUACCCAAUGCUGCAGUACUAACCACUGCAACAAUGACACACUGCCAGAAAUGCCGCAGCAGUCCAUCAACGGGAAAAAGUGUUACACCUGUAAUGAGAAUGACUGCUCCCAAAAUCUGUAUUGUGAAGGAAAAGAAGAUCGCUGCAUCACUGCAACUGUUGCUCAAGGGACCAAAGUUAUGACCAUGAAAGGAUGCACAACCAGUAACAUGUGCAAUGUGACUCUACUCAGAGCUCAUGGACUGAUCUUAACAGAUGUGUACUGCUGUGCUGGGAACCUGUGUAACGCUGCUGAGAGCUUUGCACUGAGUUUCCUCCUCAUGUUCAUCCCUCUGCUCUCUUUCAUCCUCUUCUAAUCAAAUGUCAGACUGGGAACCUCAUCAUGUGGUCAUUUAAAAACUCUACUAUACUCAACUUGCUGUGCUACAGGCUUCCCUUUCUCUUCGCAUGUGUCUCCUCCAGGUGUAAAGUUUUAAAGUUUUAAGAAAUAUUUUAAAAAAAAUAAUAAUAAUAAAUCAUUUAUUAACUGAUUUCAAAAAAGCUACAUUGUAAAGAAAUCUCAGAUAAAAGAAGAAAAAUAAUCUUUACUUUGAACAUCAGAAACAUUCACCUCAUUCCCAUCAUCAUCAUCAUUAUCAUCAUCAUCAUCAUCGUCGUCAUCAUCAUCAUCAUCAUCAUCAUUAUCAAAUCGAUUUCCAUACUUUAUCAGCUCAUUUAAAUAUGUUAAGUGUGCUUCUCUGUUUUGAUGCUGAUGAUGAAUUCAGUUCAGUAGCUGUCCAUAACUGUUCCUCAAAACUUUAGAAUAUCACACUUAGCUAACAAGGUUUCAAACAUUAGUAUUCAGAAUAAAUGUUUUUAUUACUGUAUUUGCAUAACGUGACCUUCACAGGCAGACAUCAAGGUGAGCUAGAAAUUAGCAUAAACAUUUGGGGAUGUUCUCUUAUCUGACAGAUUUUUAUGUGGGUAAACAUUUUAUUUUUACAUUUUUCAGUAAUGUACCUGAAGUUGAUGUGUAUUAACAUGAAAAGCAUGUAAAUCACUGUUUGUGAAGCCAUAAAGACUUUUUCUUGCUCGGACCUCAAAAUUUCCAAGAAAAUAAAACUCAUCAGAGACCA